Lethenteron reissneri (Far Eastern brook lamprey) is the source of this 5546-nucleotide messenger RNA. Its product is annotated as anillin-like. NCBI's taxonomy places the organism in Eukaryota, Metazoa, Chordata, Hyperoartia, Petromyzontiformes, Petromyzontidae. Gene Ontology annotation, biological process: septin ring organization; actomyosin contractile ring assembly; mitotic cytokinesis. The record is from RefSeq and is a predicted model, not a curated record. Gene Ontology annotation, cellular component: actomyosin contractile ring.
CCGCCUCAGACGUCUCAGCCGCCCUCCUGAACGACGACGACGACGACUUCGAGACGGAGGAUUUCCACUAAAACAACCACCACCAUCAUCAUCACCACCCCUCUCCGAUAGAGAAUCCGACGGCAUCUGCACGCGGACGCCGACUGUUACGCCGAUGGACACCUUUACGCAGAAGCUGCUGGAGCGAACGCGGGCACGCCGUGAGCUGCUGCAGCAGAAGAUGGCAGAGCAGGGCCUUGGUGAAGCUGCUUGCACCUCGCCCAGCAAGCGUGCCCGUGAUCCGCUCACCGAUACCGCCAACAGCAGUGGCCGCUCUCCUGCAGGAGUUGCUGACCUGGGGGGCUCCCCCCCUAAGAAGCGCUACUCGGGAGGGGGUGACACUGAGAAUGUCCUCCCUCGAGAUCCUACACCCAGGGCCCAACCCAUGCCUGAGAAAGCAGAGACGACGCAUGAUCCGGGAGUUCUCACACAUCUGGCUUCUGGCUCGGUGAAGACGCGCAUGCAGAAACUGGCCGAGCAAAGACGCUACUGGGAUGGAGAUGCCCCAGAUGAAAGUGCAAGCGUCUCUUCGCCUGUGUCCUUCAAUCAUUCGAGAGCCGCCUUGGUAGCACCGCCUAAUGAUCAGCCAGAUGCUACUGGGCGACCCUCUCACAGUGCCGCGAGGUCCCGUCUGGCCAACCUAGCCGCCACCAUCAACACCUGGGAGGACGACCUCGGCCAUGGCGCCGCUGCCAGCAGCAAUGGGGACGUCACUUCCACCGCAAACAAGCCAAAGUCGGCAACUGCCACUAAGGUCAAAGGGAACGUGACCGCAGCCAAACCCCCUGUGGCAGCCACUCGCACCACGGUGGGCAGAACCCCAGAUAAGACUCCUGUCAAGGUGGGCAUGACCAAGUCGGCAAGUGGGAACGUGGCACUAGCGACUGUGAGGGCUGCCACCCCGGAGAGACCAUACAGUUCCCUCGACAGGUCCAAGCCAGCCGUGUCCACUGCUGCGGCAAGGCAGGAGUCGCAGCCCCAGAAAUCGCAGGCGACCACUCCCUCGCAGGCACGACCGAUUGUGAACAAGACCAUCAACCCGGGCACUCCAGCGCAGACCGUCUCUACGCCAUCCACACCUGCCAACGGCUCGGGCGUGAAGACUUUCCGCGAGCGCUUCGAGGAACGCUGCCAGCAGCAGAAAGCAGCCGGACUCACCCCGACGUCGUCGUUGACACCGUCUGCAGUCCAGUCCGUGACCCCCACCGUGACUGGCCAUGCUGCUGGGGGCCGCACCAUCACGGUGACACCGGGGGAUGGCGCGCGUGCGCUGCACGACCGCUUUCGACACGGGCAGGGAGAGACAGCUGCAGCCUCGCACGCCGACAAACUUAAGCAGGAGCGAGAGCAAGAGCUAGCCAUGAUCAGGAAUCGCUUCCAAAAAGGCAGCGUGUGGGCCAAUGAGAAGAAGGUGCCCGUCAGUGAUGCCACCUCGGACAAGGGUUCUUCGGUUGUAGCCGGAGGCUCCGUGGCCAAGGCUCCAGUCACACCAGCACGUGAAGGCAACGGGCAAAAGUCUGUCGAGACUGUCCAGCGUUCCAAUGCCUUGGCAUCCCCAGCCACUGCAGUACAGAAAACACCCGCAGGGACAGAAUCCACCAGUGACGAUGCAGAGCCCGGACGCCGGGUGCGGUUUGCCUCCGAGACGGAGAAAUUGGGACCUGAGUCGACUGGGGAUUCUGAUAUCGACAGCAGAGGCUGCCAGUCCAGUAAUGACGUCAGCGACAGCGAGGAGGAAGAGGAGAACAACUCUGGCGUGAUCGACGAGUUAUUUGACGAUCUGCUGGUUGACGUGGUCGACGGGAGCGAAACUAAAGGGACAGUGGAAACGAGAGGAGAGGUGACGACGGCGCUCUCCAAGGAGGCGGCCAGUGGCGAGAAGAAGAACCAGGAGAGUGAGGACGAGCUGGAGGUGUCGUCUAUGUCACUGCUGUCAGAGUCGAUCAACACGGCAGUGCACAGUCCCGAGCAAAAGAUUCUGAUGUCGUCUCCGUUGCCGCCGAGCUCGGCAAAGAGCCCCUGCAGCCCCGAGGUGCCGCCCGCAGCACGGAGAAACACGAGGGCUCGCCUGCGCCGCUCAGGCUCCCUGGAUAGCCUCGUGCCCUCUGAGGAGCCCCGGCUGCUGUACAGCAUUGACGCAUACCGGAGCCAGCGUAUGAGCUUGCACCGCCGCUCACCCGUCAAGCAGGCUUCACCGCGUCGGAACAACGUCAGGGCCGAGGAGCGUCCCAAGAACUCCCCGCGUGUUCUCUCCCUCCGGGAGCGCCUGCACCUGUUGACCAAUGAGGUGAACAGCCAGCAAAGCAUCAUGCAGCAGGCACGCACGGCGCUCGGCUGCUGCGUGGACGAGGACCACGGCAAGGGCUCUUUGGAGGAGGCAGAAGCUGAGAGGCUGUUACUCAUUUCCACCGAGAAGCACCAGGCUUUACUCGCGGAGCUGAAUCGGCUGAAGGCCAAUGCGAGCGCACGCUCAGGUGGCCGUGGUGGUGGUGGUGCCGGCACAACGCCGGGGGAACAGACUGCACCGUGUCGAGGAUCAGUCUUCAUCUCUGACAUCCGACUGCCUCUGAAGCCCGAGUUUGUGUGCGUUCUCGCCUCCCGGCCAGACCAAAGCAGUUACUACUUUGUGGUGCUGCUACGUCAGGGCGCUGAAAACAUUGUGGCAACGCCACUUGUGGCUGCUCACUCGCCGCCCAAUGGGGACACGUUGACUUUCCCCACAACAUUCACCGUGCAAGAUGUUGGAAGUGACUUUGGAAUUUCUUUGGAGGUUUAUUGCUUGAGUCAGAAGAAAGACGCCAAUGUUCCUGAAAAGAAAAAGGCAAAGGGUCUUACACCAAAAAAGCUCUUGUCUUCAAUCACGAAAAGUGGCAGUAAUUUGCAUUCUCCAUCCAUCGUGAUUGGUGGGGGCACGAGGCCCAGUGGCUUCGUCCUAGUUGGUUCCCACCGCCUCUGCCUCUCCUCUGUCGGGCAAGCCAAAUUUCCACUGGAAAAGGUGCAGCGAAUGUCGCCCCUGGAGGGAAACGUCUAUUUGAAGUUCCAGUGCCGCGUUGACUCGAGUGUGGAGGAGCGAGGCUUCUUGACGAUGUUUGAAGAGGUGAGUGGGUUUGGAGCAUGGCACCGGCGUUGGUGCGUGCUGUCCGGGAAUUGCCUCUCCUACUGGACCUAUCCAGAUGAUGAGAAGAGGAAGGAUCCGAUGGCUCGCGUGAACCUGGCGACCUGCGUGAACCGGCGCGUGGAGCCCGUGAACCGCGAGUUCUGCGCGCGCCAACACACGCUGGAACUGGUGACGGUGCGCUCCCAGCACCCCGACGACCGCGAGACGCUCACCACGCACAUGCGCAACCGUCAGUGCGUGACCAAGAACUGGCUAUCGGCAGACUCGCGGGACGAGAGGAACCUGUGGAUGGAGAAGUUCAACCAGGUGCUGAUGAAUUUACGCACCUGGCAGCCCGAGGCCUGCGCCGGGGCUGCCACUCGCUGAGCUCAACCACAGCUGUCGCCAACCAUUUAGCUGAGACACUACCCUGGCAAAGCCGGAGCUGAGUGAGUAGAGAGAAAAGAGCCCCCUGGCGUUUGAGCCUGUGUGGGCUCGAUAGCCAAGGGGGAUACUCGCUAUAGUUGGACUUAACCAACUGUUGUAUAGACUCAGCCCGAUUUAGCCAAACAUAGCCUUACCAAACAUGACCUGCCCUGAGAUUGUUGCAGCCUUUAUUUCGCGAAGCUUUCUGUUGGCCAGGCGUUGCAGAGCCACUUGUAAUCAACGGUGAACUGUUAUACUUGCCGAGCAGUCAUUGCUUUAUUGUGCACAUUUACGAGUGGUUUAGCUUGAAACUGUAGUUGACGGGAAGAUUGGGAAACCCAUGUGCAUACAUCACGGAUACGGGACACGAUGCACUGCUGCCUUGAUGAUGAUUCAUAGCUGUACGGUCACACGUGCUUGAAGCUCACAAAGAUUGCUCAAAUUAUUCCUGCAUCACGUGUGUGCUUUUCCGCUAAUUUAUGCCGUGUACACGGGGGUAUUGGGCCUAAGCUUGGUCAACUUUGGCUGAGCUAGACCUGUUUGGUUCACCAUGGACACUCCCGUGUGCCUCGGAUGCUCCCUGCUGUCAGGGCAUCUUGUUCCACUUUUCUGUCUUUACGGUGUGCUUGGAUAGUUUAUCGUUUUUUUUACAAAGUAUACAAUUAUUCAAAGGGGCAGUAUUACAGUAGUAUACUGCAGCUCAAUUCUUUGAGAUCUUUUUCUAUUUGUUUUCAAAACUCUUCCAAUUAUAUUGACAUGCUAUGAGGUGAAAUGUCCAUAAGUGUUGUUUCAGUGCCAAGCUCACUGCUUUUGAACCUAUGAGUAACAGAUAAAUCUCAUUUGCCAUAUAUAUUUAACUGGAUAUGGUAUGCGAUAACCCACAUGAGCGUAAAUUCAAAAUUUAUACUUUGGCAAAAAAUUACAACGGUAAACGUUUGCACUAAUUUACACGCUGUAACAUGUACAGCACUUUAAACAUGCGCACACCUUUCAUACUUGGUUUUGCACUGGAAAAGCCAUGUGAAUAUCCACACAAUAUGCGCUCGACCGAAUUACUUGCUGCGUACAACCACAUUUAAUGAUUGCAUGUGGCUUUGGGUGUGCAGAUAUAUAUUUAGUGGGGAGCAGUAGUGUAGUGGUUGGCGUGCUGCGCUACGAACCUUUCACCCGAGUUCAAUUCCCGCUCAUGGCCAACACCAGUUACAAUUAUCUGAACCGGUCUUGGGCCUCCUUAGGUCAUCUCGGCUUCAAAUGUUUAUCUGGUGCGGUGUGUAAAAACAUUGCCACUGGGAAGACAAAGUUGGUCGGGUGUAGUACUGGCUCCACCCCCUUGUGUGCUGUGCCGGCCUUCAUUGGUGCUUGCUUACAGCACUUGCCCCAACAGUGUUCAGGCUAUACAGGGGAUAUUUUUCUUUGUCUUUUGUAGGUAUAUUUUAAUAUGAAAUUCCAUAAACAGCUCCUAUGCAUUGACUGAGAUUAGUUAGACAGAAAAUCAGUGAGGUGGAGUAUGCGUAAUUUAUAAAUCAGCUGCCGCAUGACAUUUACCAAUCUGUUUACUCACUUUUGGUACAGGAAUAAAUUGGGCUAAGUGUCUGAUCACACAAGGUUUAUAAGUGUGGUCUUGGUAUAGAAUUUAUCUGCGAAUUCUGUCGACUGAAUCGAAAUGUGUUGAAGCUAGGUUGCACAAGAUGCUUAGAUGUUUUAGAAAAACCAAGUACAGUGGAAACAUUGAGCAAGUACUAAUGGUUUCAGAUUUUAAAAAAUAAAGUAUACUGCUUGCCGAUUAAAUAUAACCUUCUUAUAUAGCAUUUAAGAUAUACAAUAACUUGUGUCAUUUUGUCCUGUCCUUUUAAAUGUUUUAAAUCUCUUUUUGGUAAAAAAAAUAUAUCAGUCUUUACAGAACAGUUGCCGUCUAAUAUGUAGAUUCCUCUAAUUGUUUACCUGAAUUGUAACUGCUUGAAAAAGAAAUAAAUGCUCUUUUACA